AUGGGAAAAGCCGCGCGACGGUCAGUUGCGUCAGAUCCGUCGUCGCCGACCUUAUCCUACCACUACCAGCAACAGCAGCAGCAGCAGCAACACCACCAGCAACGGCAAGUGCAUCAGCCGGAGCACUUGUACUACUCCUCGUCCUUGUCCUACUCCCCCUACAACCCUUCGUCGCCUUCGUCGCUUGCUUCGUCCUUCGCCGCCAGCUCCACCGACUCGGACUCGUUCGGCUCGACCGGGGCGUCGGUGUUCGCGUCGACUUCCGCCGGCCCGCAGCUGCAGGCUCCCCGGACCGCAACACUUCAAUCCGCCCCACCCGCCUUCAUCUCGUCACUUGCUCCUGGUGGUGUUGGUGGUGCGGGCCAAGAAUCACCCGAACCGGGCCCUGGUGCCAGCGAUCUCUUCAUCCAUUCGUCAACCGCGGCCACACCCAGCCACAGCAACAUCACACCGGAGUUCAGGUAACAAGCAACCUCCCGGACAAACAGCACCGUUACGGUGCACACGCACACUGGCGACCCGAGCAAGACCGGGCCGCAGCCAACCGAGCCCCCCACUCCCACCCCUACCGUCUCCUCCGCCACCUCCACCACCCACCAACCGGCCCAAACCACCCCCCUGUUACCGUCGUUUCGUCUCUCCAGCAACCGAACGCAGGUCGACCGGGAACGGGAGCGGCUCAGGAUGGAGUUCUACGCUACGUACGACGUGAUGACCGGCGUCCGGAUAGCGGCCACGCUCGGCGGUUUCUUCGGCCUAAUGGUGUUCCUGGUUAUCUACAAGAGCCGCACGCGGUCGACGGCCAAGGCACUCAAGGAUCCAACGAUAGCAGCCGUCGCAGCGGCCGUCAUCCAGGAGGAAGAAGAGCGCGAACUGCAGGAAGCGAUCGAGGCGACCGCGUUUUCCCUGCUGCAGGAAGAGCUGAACAUCAACUACCCGGGACUGCAGCGCGACCGAUUACUAUCGCUCGGGAACGUGAGCGCCCCGCCCAUGCUGAGCCGUGGCCGCCGGAUGUCGUCGAUCAGCGGCGGCUACAGCAGCCUGCUGAACCCGUCGAGGCGCUUCUCCUACAGUAGCACGCGGGGGCACCGGAACAGCGUGUCGGUGUCGUCGCGCGUACUUAGUGCCUACAACAUGGGCGGAAGCUUCGGGCAGGACGACUACGUGAUGGAGAGCGACGGCGAGGAGGCGGACGACGAGUUCGAUCAGUUUACGACGACGGCCGAAAUCGGAUAUCCAAGCAAUUACCUUUCGGUGCCGAACAAGUGCAACGAAUCUCGCCGCAGUAGCGCGAUGACGUGCUGCAGCACGGAGAGUUCCUUCCUCGAGCGGCGAUGCUCCGCCAUCACGCUUGGCCUUUCCUCCUUACCACCGAUAUCGCGGUCACCGUCGAGGCAGCAGAGCCGGGACGAUACCGCCGACUGGGAGCCGUUCUAUCCCGGCAUCAACAUCAUCGAAGCGACCCCGAAAUCGUCGCCCUGCCCGAGCGAGCGGGUGGCGCAUCGGAGCACCACCGGCGACUCGGAGCGCCCCUCAACCAGUCGCAGCCGGGGGGGUUCGGGUCUGCAGCCGACGCCUCAGCCGUCAACUUCGACCGGCGGACCGCGGCUCGUCACCUCCCUGUACGACGACAGUUCGAUCGACUGCAUCUCGGAGUACCCGGUCGGGAUCGGGUGCACCGUGGACGACGGCUUCGGGUACCGUCAACGGCAGCCAUCUUCGUCCGGUCGUGCUUACGGCAACGGGCAUCGCAUCGACGACGCCAGCAUAGCGAACGGGAGCUCGGCGCACCAGACGCAGCGGGCCAGCGUCGGUGGCCACCCCAGCAAUCAACGCAAUACCAGCAGCAAUAGUGCCAACGCUAACGCCAGCGGGAGUGGUGGCGCGGUCCGGCGGGCACCCCUAGCGUCGCUCAGUUCCUUCAAGAUGUCGUCGGCGGACUGCCAGGACACGGAGCCCAAGAGCUGCGGCUCGGACUCGGUGUUCGGCGACGACAGUGGGGCCGACACGGACGAGGAUCUGCAGCAGUUCAGCACCGAUAGCGACGAGCUGAGCUUAACGAUGCCGUACGAGGAGGACGAAGAGCAGCAGCCGGCAGCGGGGGCCCAGCGGUCAAACCGGGGCGCCCUCUACCGUCGCCAGUCAACGCUGGCCCAGUGCGACGACGAGGAGGCGGACGGUGGAAUUCUUCUGCCACGCGACGCACCGAGCGGGACACGGUUCGAGCUCGAGCACGAACUCGACAGCAGCCGGCAGCACCAGCACCAGCACCAGCACCACCAGCCAACAACUGACACUAGCUAUUUAAGUAGUCUUUCAAUUAGCCAUCGAUCCGGCGCGAAGGGAGCGAGCGAGAGCAGGGAGCGGCCGAGCGUGGGGAACCGCAUCGAGACCAGAGCAAUCAUCGAAAGACAGCAGCCAAAUGACAGCACCAACACCAGCAGCAGCGUCCACAGCCAGCUGCGUCAGUCGCCCCUCGGAGCCAUUCCCAAAGUGCCGCUAGCGGGCUGCGACCGGACGAGAGCACGGUCGGUGUCGGGUUUGCCGACCAUCACGGUGCGCGUGCCCGAUGGCGACGACGACAGCGACAUGGACGCGGGCAGUGCCAAACGAGCUCCAAACAAGACUAACACCAGGCGAAACGCGGGCAAUUCUAAAGAUGGCCACCGAGGGGCAUCUGCCGAGCCGAGCUCGACGAGGCAGCAGUGCGUCGAGGUGAACGUCAUCAUUAAGAACAGCGCUGGCACCAGCAACAAUAACAACAACAACGCCACUACCAACAUCAAAAGUCCCUCUGUGAUUCUCGAGCUGCCGAUCCUGGCGAUCGACGAUGACGACGACAAUGACCCGUCCUCGUCCGCGCCCGCCCUCUCCACCAACGACCCCUGCAUCCCGGGCCCGUCGCGCAAGUGGUCCAAGGAAACGCUCUUCUAG
Molecule: messenger RNA, 2934 nt
Organism: Anopheles coustani
Lineage: Eukaryota; Metazoa; Arthropoda; Insecta; Diptera; Culicidae
Exons: 4
Source: RefSeq, a predicted model, not a curated record